This is a messenger RNA of Diaporthe citri, 360 nucleotides long. RefSeq lists its product as uncharacterized. Gene Ontology annotation, cellular component: SCF ubiquitin ligase complex; cyclin-dependent protein kinase holoenzyme complex. NCBI's taxonomy places the organism in Eukaryota, Fungi, Ascomycota, Sordariomycetes, Diaporthales, Diaporthaceae. Bases 1 to 360 code for a protein of 119 amino acids. Gene Ontology annotation, biological process: regulation of mitotic cell cycle. Gene Ontology annotation, molecular function: protein kinase binding; histone binding; cyclin-dependent protein serine/threonine kinase activator activity. The record is from RefSeq and is a predicted model, not a curated record. The transcript is spliced from 4 exons.
AUGUCAUCCGGCUACGACAUGGGCAUCGACACGUCGCGUCGCAAUGUCAAGCCGCGUCCAUUGACAGACAACGAGCGAGCGCGCUUGGAGGAGUUUCUUGAGUCGAUCCACUACUCUUCUCGGUACUCGGACAGCGAAUUCGAAUACCGACAUGUGCAGUUGCCAAAGGCCAUGCUGAAGGCCAUACCAAAGGAGUACCACGACUCCUCAAAGGGAACACUGAAGCUGCUCUGGGAGGACGAGUGGCGGUCAAUGGGCAUCACCCAGAGUCUCGGCUGGGAGCACUACGAAGUUCACGAACCGGAGCCGCACAUUCUGCUCUUCAAGCGGCCGCUUAACUACCAACCACCUGCACAAUGA